UGACGCUGCCGUCCAUUUUUAGCGUCGGAUCUUCCUAGCACGAUGGGCCGCAAGAAGAUCAAGAUCCAGCGCAUCGACGAUGACCGCAACCGCCAGGUGACCUUUGCCAAGCGCAAGACGGGCAUCUUCAAGAAGGCCAUGGAGCUCUCCAAGCUCUGCGACUGCGAGAUCGCGCUCAUCGUGUUCGACUCGAACGAUAAGCUGUACCAGUACUCGAGCACGAGCGUCGACCAGAUCUUGCUCAAGUACACCGAGUACGGCGAGCCGUACGAGACCAAGGACAAUAGCGACUACGACGCGCUCUUUGGCGAAAACAAAAAGAAGCCAGGCGACAACAGCAGCAACAACAAUAGCCCGUACGGUGGCCUCUCGUCGCACGAGAGCUCGCCCGCGUACUCGAGCAUGGGCACGCCCAACGACCGCAUGCUGCCGCAUGGCGUGUCUCUCGGCCUCACUAACGACCCCGACCAAUAUGUCCUCAACAACCACCGGAACAACAUGGCGAAGAAGCGAACGCCGAAAGGAUUUCAGCAAUUGCUGCAGAAGAAAGACAUGCAGUACCUUCCGCCGCAGCUCUACCAGCACAAUCUCGGGAUGCUCUCGUCGAUGCAUGGCAGCAACCAAGGCAUGCUGGGCGCGCUCCCGAGUCCAUCGAAUCUGCACGGCAUGCUGCCGUCGCCCACGACUGCCAACAUGCUCCUCCGCCACGACUUUAGUCCGCAAAACGGCGACGGCCCGCCCGGCGGCCACAUGCACCUCGGGUCCAUGGGCAACGAGAUGGGUGACGACAAGAGCGUGCUGGGGCUCAACCUCGGCCCAAGCGACUUUGGCCACCACAAGCAGUCGAACAAUAUCGCGUACCGCGACGCAGCCUCGGCCGAGAGCCACCAUGCGCACAUGCAACAGCAGCAGCAGCAGCAUAAUCGGAACGACAGCAUGCGAGGCCACUUUGAGCAACAGUUGCGCGCGUCCGACGAGAUGGUAUACGACGACCGACGCAGUCAAGGACACGGCAGCAACAUGCACCAGCACGGGUAUGACGGACGCAUGGGCCAUGACGUGGGCGAUCUGGACGACGACGACGACCGCGGGCGAAAGCGACCGCAUCCCGAGUCGGCCAAGCGCGGCCUCGUGCUGGACCCGGACGCGGUCUCGAAGCGCACGCGCGUCGCAUCAAUAUAACGACGCGCCUUUUGUUGCGUAGCGACGUAUUCGUGGUAGAUGAUGAGAGCGAACACCCUUAAUAUAUAUUCGUGGCACCCGUCCUACA
Messenger RNA from Saprolegnia diclina VS20, 1270 nucleotides. RefSeq lists its product as hypothetical. Bases 43 to 1182 code for a protein of 379 amino acids. The transcript has 6 exons. Gene Ontology annotation, biological process: positive regulation of transcription by RNA polymerase II. The record is from RefSeq and is a predicted model, not a curated record. Lineage: Eukaryota; Oomycota; Saprolegniomycetes; Saprolegniales; Saprolegniaceae. Gene Ontology annotation, molecular function: DNA-binding transcription factor activity, RNA polymerase II-specific; protein dimerization activity; RNA polymerase II cis-regulatory region sequence-specific DNA binding.